CAGCGAGGCCGUGCCUGCAAGCAGUUCGGCUGCCUGGUGGGACUGCUGGGGCCUCUGACAAGCGACGUGCCAGCCGCGUCCUGCCAGCGGGCAACGACCUACCUGGGCCGCCUGCUCCAAAUAGGAGCUCCAGCUGAGACCACGGAAGUGGCAACCGAAGAGAUUGGGCACCUGUGUGAGAAGCUGAACACUGAUGCCGCCGAGUCUCUGCUGGCGACCUCCGUCAACAUCGCGGAGAUUAUCUGCAAAUAUUUCCCCCGAGGCCAGGCCACAGACUUCAUGAGCGCCGUCGCAGAGAGCUUGCUGUGCGCCAGGCCCAUGUGUGCACAGGCCGCUGGGCGGUGGAUGCUGACGUUUCUGGGGGAGUGCAGAGAGCAAAUACUCAAGGAGGAGGUGCCUGAAAUUGUGACCACCCUUUACACCUGCCUGCGGAGCAGCCGGCAGAGCACCCCCAGGGGGUUUGUGCUGCGGGCGAUGUUGCUCCUGGCUCGCUCUCACCAAGAGCCGGUGCUGGACAGCCUCCUGCAGCAGCGCCUGCCCACGGACAGGUCUGUGCCCUCACCCUUCCCUCUGCAGACAGAGCCAGCCCCAGGGCGCCUCUGCCUGCCUGUGGGUCCCGAGACCAAGUCCUGCGUUUCUGAGCUCAGAGACUAA
Struthio camelus australis is the source of this 654-nucleotide messenger RNA. The record is from RefSeq and is a predicted model, not a curated record. NCBI's taxonomy places the organism in Eukaryota, Metazoa, Chordata, Aves, Struthioniformes, Struthionidae.